Molecule: messenger RNA, 651 nt
Organism: Bolinopsis microptera
Lineage: Eukaryota; Metazoa; Ctenophora; Tentaculata; Lobata; Bolinopsidae
Exons: 4
Coding region: 271-651 (126 amino acids)
Source: RefSeq, a predicted model, not a curated record
GGACAUAAAUCAAUUUCAAAAGAUCUAUAAAGUAAUAAUUUUUCACCAGCAAACACUGAACGAAUACUGAAAAUUAAAUUAUGGUUUUCAUUGCUGUUGUUUCUUUUUCAGUCACAUCUGAUCUGGGGGAUUGACCACAAGGCUCCGGCUCCAGAACCAGUCAAAUUGAUUGGCUUCUCUGGACAAGCUCCUAACGACUUCGAGUCUAUUGGGGAGCGGAUACAAGCACAGCAAUCUCAAAUAGCACAAGGAAACUUGCCUAAUUCAGACAUGUCUUCAAUCUGGAAUUUGGACCUGUCAAAGAAAGGCGUCAAUGCAAAACGUAAAGAAAAGAAAGCACUCAAGAAGUACACACUAUUCGAACAAGCUCGGAAGAAGAGCAUGAUGCCACGUCCCAGUACCCUCGGGGAGGGGAUGGGAAACAUGUUUUCUCAGCAGUCUCUUUUAGCUGGCAGAGGAGGGAUGGAUCAGCGGAGGUCCACGACCGUCACCCAAUGUGGUUCUGGUUACCCUACACUCGAGCCUUUAGGUGUGGAUUUCAAGAUGAACUGGCAGGACAACACCAGUAUUUCUUCAAUAGCUGUCCCGAGUGUUCUCAGAAGAAUGUCAAGGUCAAGAACACUCGUACCGUCAAAAACACCCGUCCAUUAA